This is a messenger RNA of Antechinus flavipes (yellow-footed antechinus), 658 nucleotides long. It is a transcript of the gene TTR, whose product is annotated as transthyretin. NCBI's taxonomy places the organism in Eukaryota, Metazoa, Chordata, Mammalia, Dasyuromorphia, Dasyuridae. Bases 47 to 496 code for a protein of 149 amino acids. The record is from RefSeq and is a predicted model, not a curated record. Gene Ontology annotation, biological process: purine nucleobase metabolic process. Gene Ontology annotation, molecular function: thyroid hormone binding. The transcript has 4 exons.
CCAAACUGGAAGAGGCUGCUACACAGAUUUGUUCAUUGACAACAAGAUGACUUUUCAUUCCCUGCUGCUCCUUUGCCUCGCUGGCCUGGUAUUCCUCUCUGAGGCUGGACCUGUGGCCCAUGGAGCUGAGGAUUCCAAGUGCCCUCUGAUGGUUAAAGUUCUUGAUUCAGUUCGAGGAAGCCCAGCGGUCAAUGUGGAUGUAAAAGUGUUCAAAAAAACUGAGGAGCAAACUUGGGAGCUCUUUGCAAGUGGGAAAACCAAUAACAAUGGAGAAAUCCAUGAACUCACAAGUGAUGACCAAUUUGGAGAGGGUUUAUACAAGGUGGAAUUUGACACCAUCUCCUAUUGGAAAGCCUUUGGUAUUUCCCCAUUCCAUGAGUAUGCAGAUGUGGUGUUCACUGCCAAUGAUGCUGGUCACCGUCACUAUACUAUUGCUGCCCAACUGAGCCCAUUCUCUUUUUCAACCACAGCUGUAGUGAGCAACCCAAAAGACUAAAUAAAUGUCAUUUUUCUCUGUGGCAACAAUCAUUAAUAGAGAUUUGGCAAGGUAGAAAGGACCAUCUUUCAUGGAGCUAAUAGUAUCACAUUUUUCCACAAAGCACUAUUUCCACUUUGUUAUUAACUUGGGCAGAGUCAAUAAACCAUUCUUGCAAAAGCA